AUGUCCCGGGCACUGGACCAAGAUGUCGCGGAAUCGCUCGAGGAGGGCAACCGGCUGGAUGCUUACGAGGCCAUAUCUGCGCUGCUGCUGUCUCGGCCGGGCGGCGGGCUGCUGGAACUCGAGAUACUGGGCAAGAGCUUCCCCAUGCCCGACGGACUCUACGUGCUGCAAGACGGGCGUGCCGCUGGCGUUUCCAAGGUCGGGCUCGUCCAGGCCUUCCUCGUUGCCCGCCAGAAGCUCGCCGCCCACCUGCACAAGACGGCCGCCCUGGACGACGGCGAGCUCUUCUCCACCACCGCCGUCAUCCUGCUGAUGGACCCAGAGUACCUCACUGCUGCCAACACCCGCAAGCGCCUGUUACAAAAGCUCACGUCCCGCCGCGACAGCACCUGUGCCGCCGUGCUCGAGAACGAGAAGCACUUCGUCGACAGCCUCCUGACCAGCAGGCUGCACAGGCACACAAAAUCCCCAACGCUGUGGAGCCACCGCCGCUGGCUGGUCCGCCUCUGCAGGUCGCUCGACGUGUCCGUGGACGUGGCGUCAGACGUCGUCCAUGUCGUCUCUGUCGCUGGAGAGAGACACCCCCGAAAUUACUACGCCUGGUGCCACGCACGCUUCCUCAGCGACCUGGACCCGGAAGACCAGGGCGGGAAGCUGCUCGCCGCCGUCAAGGACUGGUGCUGGAAACACCACACCGACAUAUCCGGGUGGUCGUUCCUCUACUACCUGCUCAGCGCCAGAGGAUCCCCCGGCUCGGCCGCCAGCUCCGCGACAUUCUCACAGGUCCUGGAGCGCGUCCGCUCUCUGCGACUGGCCAACGAGUCGGUCUGGGUGUUCUUGCGCACCCUAGCCGCCUCGGGCCUCGUGGGCGAGAAGGAGUACGCCGAGUUAGUCACUGUCGGCCACGGCCUCUCGGGCGCCGCGGCGGCACCUACGGACCAGCGCGUGCUACGCUCGGCCAUGGAAUGGUGCGACACAUAUCGGCUCGGCCGGUAG
This is a messenger RNA of Lasiosphaeria miniovina, 996 nucleotides long. RefSeq lists its product as uncharacterized. Gene Ontology annotation, cellular component: cytoplasm. Gene Ontology annotation, biological process: protein prenylation. The record is from RefSeq and is a predicted model, not a curated record. The coding region runs from base 1 to 996 and encodes 331 amino acids. Lineage: Eukaryota; Fungi; Ascomycota; Sordariomycetes; Sordariales; Lasiosphaeriaceae. Gene Ontology annotation, molecular function: protein prenyltransferase activity. The transcript has a single exon.